This is a messenger RNA of Microthlaspi erraticum, 1008 nucleotides long. Lineage: Eukaryota; Viridiplantae; Streptophyta; Magnoliopsida; Brassicales; Brassicaceae. The record is from the annotation of a GenBank genome assembly.
AUGGGUCCUCAGUUGUUUUCUCGGAAAACUCCCAAGAUAAGGCACAGAUGCGUAGCGUGCUACAAGAUGUUCAAUAGACGCCUACACCUUGUUGAGCACAUGAAGAUUUCGCACCAUUCAGUUCAUCAGCCUCGCUGUGCGGUUUGCCUGAAGCACUGUAAAUCCUUCGAGUCCGUCCGGGAACACCUUAACGUUCCGGACCAUCUAUCCAAAGGAGACUGCAAAGCCAUUUUCUCGAAACGAGGCUGUAGUCUGUGUCUUCAAGUCUUUGAGGAAGCCACUAGUCUCGCAGAGCAUCAAAACAUGUGUCACCUCUCUUCACCUCCUCCUCUUGGAACAGCUAGGCAAGGGAUUGAGGCCAAUGCCUCUAGGCUAACACGUCUCAAGGCAGUGGCAAUUGACUGUGAAAUGGUUGGUGCUGGUGAUGACGGGUCCAUUGAUGUGUGCGCAUCCAUUUGUGUGGUUGAUGAAGACGAGAACGUGAUCCUUUCCACUCACGUACAACCGCAAGUCCCUGUCACCAGUUACAGGCACGAGGUAACUGGAUUGACGGAAGAAGAUUUGAAGAAUGGUAUGCCACUUCAGGAGGUACGAGAAAAAGUCUUAGCCAUCUUGUGCCAUGGACAUUAUGAUGGGGCCGGGAGGCUUCUUCUUGUUGGUCAUGACCUCAGGCAUGAUCUCAGUUGCUUAAAACUCCAAUAUCCUAGCCAUUUGUUGAGAGACACAGCAAAAUACGUGCCGUUGCUGAAGACGAAUCUUGUAAGCCAAUCGCUCAGGUACCUCACAAGGUCAUAUCUCGGAUACAAGAUCCAAUCCGACAAGCACGAGCCUUACGAGGACUGUGUAGCUGCGAUGAGACUGUACAAGAGAAUGCGAGAUCAAGAGCAUGGAAAGGCACAAGGAAAUGGUCUCAACUCGUGGAAACAGAGCGAUCUAGAGAAGAUGGGGCCAGAAGAGCUCUACCACAAGUCCGCAUCAGACUACCCUUGCUGGUGCCUCGACCGUUGA